AUGCAAUUAUCAAAUAUUUUAUACUCAAUUGUCUCAUUAUCAUUAGUUUCAUCAACUUUGGGUGCUCCAACUGAAAAUGUUAGAAGAGAUGAUGAUGAAGGUCCAGUUAUUGUUAAAUUAACUACUACAGUUCAUAAUGUUGCUACUAAUACUAAGAUUAUUCAAGGUUCAGUUUCUACUAGAACUAAUACUAUCAUAAAUACUGAUACUACUACCACUACUAGAUAUACUGCAACCGUCACAUCAACUGUAUUUGGAACUCCAAUUACUUAUACUACUGUAGCACCAACUCCAAUUGAUACUUCAAACAUCAAAAUUCCAACUGAAACUGUUACUACUUCAUCAUCUUCAUCUUCAUCAUCUUCAUCAUCUCCACAAAAAACUCAACAACCAACUACCAUAGAAACCACCUCAACAGCUCCAAAAACUACAUCAACCCCAACUACUGCACCAACUACUACUCCGGUUGCUACUACUUCAGUCACCACUGUCACUGAUUCUACUGAUAAUGGUCCUUCAAUCACUGAUAUUGCAAAUAUUCCUGCUUCAACUGGUUCAUGGAUAAUUGAAAAUAUUACUACUUCAAAAUCUGAUGGCGUAUGUGUGGUAGAUUAUGAUUACUAUGCUACUGGAGAACAAGAAACUGUUACUUCAACUUCUACUAUCUAUCACACUGUCACUAGAUCUUAA
Molecule: messenger RNA, 690 nt
Organism: Yamadazyma jaroonii
Lineage: Eukaryota; Fungi; Ascomycota; Pichiomycetes; Serinales; Debaryomycetaceae
Source: the annotation of a GenBank genome assembly